CUGACAUGUGGUCACCUGGAAGGCAUUACUUUGGCGGGAAUUUUCAGAGCAAUAUGGCGGAGUUAAGUGUUCGAAAAGAAAAACACAAUCGAAGACAAUUUUGGGCGACAUCCCUAAAAAUGGAAGACUGGGAUAUUCCCGUUGAAGAUGAUUUUGAAUCUCGGUAUGCAGAUGAAUUGGAAAUGCUCGACGAUUUUGAGGAGUUUGCUCCACCGUCAAAGAAGAGCUUGAAUUUUUCUGAUACAAUUAAUAAUGCUACUAAUGGAGGGACAGUGGACUAUGUUUGUACCAGUAAAACCACAGAACAAGCCAGCUAAAUCAAAAAAACGAGACUGUGAUGAAAUGUUCUUGCUCUCCAGUGAUGAAGAUGAGGAUGUCAGUGGACAAAAUAAACCUGAACCAGGUUUGUAAUGACAAAAUAAAUGUUAUUAGCUAAUUGAGGUGUCGAUAAAUUUUGUGCUUUAGUAUCUGAAACAUUAAAAAAGGAUAUACACUGUACAAUAACAUGGAUUACCUUUAUAGUGACAGCAGUGGCUAUUUGUAAUGAAAUUCAGAUGAAUGAAUGAAUUCUGUUCAGAGGUGGGUUACAGUUUGUUGCAAUCCUUGCAAACGAAAGAGCCAAAGGGGUUUUUGUUAACUCUGGUUUCUGAAGUGUGAAGCAUCAAGUAGUAAUACUAGUCCUGCCUGGAUAAGAUUAUAGAAAACUGCAGAUUGUCCCCCUACCCAACAUUUUGCCACUCACUGGAUAAUUUAUCAGUUCACUGAUCAAUACCCAUUAAUUUAUAAAUCCUGUUUGGAGAGGAACUGUGAGAGCAAAUCUUGCAUCAUGCCCAAGAAAACAACGCAGUAACCCUGGCCAGGCUGAAAUCCAGGCUUCUUAACCUAGAGUCCUGCGAGGUAACCAUUUUGGUUAUAAUAAUAAUUGAAGGGGUGAGUGCAAAACCAUGCUAAGUGACGAU
This is a messenger RNA of Orbicella faveolata, 959 nucleotides long. Its product is annotated as chromosome transmission fidelity protein 18 homolog. The record is from RefSeq and is a predicted model, not a curated record. Gene Ontology annotation, molecular function: ATP binding; ATP hydrolysis activity. Lineage: Eukaryota; Metazoa; Cnidaria; Anthozoa; Scleractinia; Merulinidae.